Messenger RNA from Closterium sp. Naga37s-1, 1329 nucleotides. The record is from the annotation of a GenBank genome assembly. Lineage: Eukaryota; Viridiplantae; Streptophyta; Zygnematophyceae; Desmidiales; Closteriaceae.
AUGACUAUGUUAGGCGGGGGAUUCGGUCAGCCGGGGGGGGGCGCGGGCAUGCGCGGGGGCCGUCCGCCGUCCGAGCACAUCGUGGAGGCGCUGCUUCAGCGGUUCGUUCCGCUGGCGCGCGCAAGGAUAGACGCGGCUGCGCAGGUAAGCGGGGGGAAGGUGUGCGGGGAGAGGAUGUGCGGGGACGGGCAGGGCUUGAAGCUGGAGGACGGGGCGUACGAGAAGGUGCUGGACUCGCUGGCUAUGGUGGCCGCGCACAUGCCCCGCCCGCUGCUGGAUGCGCUGCUCAAGUGGCGCGAAGGGGAGUCACCGAAGCUGAUGGACGAUGCUAAGUUCGGACCGGGUCAAGGCUUGCACACACUGCACCGCAAGCUGCUAGUGGAGUGUGUGUUCAUCUCUGCCGCUGUUCGCUUUGUUGACUGCUGCCCUGCUGACGGCCUCACAGAGGAGCUAUGGAGUGGCUUAGAGGACUUCAUAUUCGACUGGUUCGUGCAUGCAGAGAGGCUCAUUCCCCAGUCGGAGUUCCCAGGGUUGAUGGAGCUGCGCGCCAAGCUCCUGGACUAUGUUGCCGAUCUUGCAGGGGUGCUCUCGGUCAAGCGCUUUGACAGCAUGGCGGCGCGCUUCUUUGUGGAGCUGGACACGAGGGCCAUGGAGCAGCCCAUGCGGCUGGAGGGGCUGUCGGCCACGGGCAGCCUGCGCGUCGUGCCCGUCGUGGACGCGUUUGCGCGCGGCAGCGAGCGGUCGCUGGCGAUGGAGUUCAGCGUGCGGCGCUACGACGCCACCUCCAACCGCAACGAGCUGCUUAGUGUCGUCCACGGCAUGCGCUUCCUCCGCCUCGACAUGUCCACGCCAGCCGCAGUCAUGGCCUCCCGCAACUUCCUGCUCAAGGCGAACCCUCUCAGCCGCGCGCCCUCCAAGAAAAAAACCGAGCUGCAGCACGCACUCUGCGCCAUGCUCACCUCCAUCCUCGCCCCUCUCACUGAAAACCCGCGCUCCCACUGGCCCCCACUCAAGCACAUGAUGGGCGGUGCCGGGGGAGGGGGAGUGGGGGGAGUGGGGGGAGUGGGGGGAGUGGGGGGAGUGGGGGGAGUGGGGCCUGCUGGCUCUGCUGCGGCUGCUGAUGCUCUGACUGCGUGGAACUCCGCGGUGCUGCAUUUGCGGGGGCAGCUGUCGGGGUGGGUGGCGCCGCAGUCGACGCUGUCGCUGCAGAUGGACAAGCAGUCGAGGCACAUCCAGGUGGGUGGGUGGGUGGAUGGAUCAUGGAGGUGCUUUGCUUUUAGGAGCAUGGGGGGAGGAGGGAUGGGGAAGCGUUGCUGUCGUAGCAGAUGA